Molecule: messenger RNA, 826 nt
Organism: Theobroma cacao (cacao)
Lineage: Eukaryota; Viridiplantae; Streptophyta; Magnoliopsida; Malvales; Malvaceae
Source: RefSeq, a predicted model, not a curated record
UCCCAUUCCAAAACCCCUCAGUUUGCUACGCCAAUAACAUGUUUCCGCUUACAUUUCUCUGUACUCCUCCACGUUCCUCCGCCCCAUUACCGCCGACGACAUCCACCGUCAGCCGCCGCAUGAUCAGCAGCACCACCAUCCACAUAAUGGCACUAGACGGGAUAGUUAACGUCAACUCACUCUUCACCUUCGCUUUAUUCCUUGGCCUUGCAUGGUACCCCACCCCCACCCUCAUAGACCCCAGCUCCCCUGCCUGUGCCGCUGACUCCAACGUCGCCGAGAACCUCAUUGCAUGCCACGUGUACUCAUUCAGCUCCUUCCUCUUCUCUAGCCUCAUUGCAUCAGCCAUCAAACAAGCCAUAAAAAUAAGCAAAGAUAGCAAAGACGUAACAGGGCAUGGAGUUGGCGCCAGUCUUGUGGAUGUGAACUUGGUGGCUUUGAGGGUUGGGAUGUUGGCUUCGGGUUUUGGUUCGGUUUUUGGAUGUGGGUUUCUGAUGAUGGCUCUGGUGGCUAUGGUUCAGAUUAAGUUGGGGACUCUGAGUUGUGGGAGUCUUUACACUUUCGCUGCUAUUGGUCCUUUGGUAGUUUUGGUCCCUUUGGCUCUGCUUAUCUACAUUUCUCUUGUUAUUUAUGCCUUUACUCGCUAAAAAUGGAUAUAUCUAUAAAGAUUACGGAAUUCUUUGUUCUCCAUAUUUUGUUUUCAUAAUUUGGAUGAUUACAUGAUUUUUCUUGUCUUGGAUUCACUGCCACCAGAGAUGAAUUUUUGCUACUAAUCAAACAUUUCUGCUACAGAACUUUGUACUUUAACAUGGAGAUUCUACUACUU